Molecule: messenger RNA, 3189 nt
Organism: Polyodon spathula (Mississippi paddlefish)
Lineage: Eukaryota; Metazoa; Chordata; Actinopteri; Acipenseriformes; Polyodontidae
Product: nectin-2-like
Exons: 9
Coding region: 1-1551 (516 amino acids)
Source: RefSeq, a predicted model, not a curated record
AUGGACCAGCAGAGCAGUCAAUCCUGUAUAAAUGGCAAUGCGGAGAGACUAGCCAGGCUGGUUAUAAACCUCGGUGCCGGGUGCAUUGCUGACCCCUGCCCCCUCUCCCCCCUUCCUCUCUCAGCUGCCCACUCUCAGAGGGUGAAGGUGGAGCCGGAGGUAUCCUCGUACCCGGGGCAGGACAUCACCCUGCGCUGCAGCUUCUCCGACCCUACGGGCGAGGUCAAGAAGAGUCAGGUGACCUGGAUCAGGGAGACCCCCGACGGCAAGAAAGUGAACAUCGCCGUGUUCAACCCCCAGUUCGGGGCGAGUUACCCCGAAAAGAGCAUCGAGGGGCGCAUCGCUUUCCGGGACCCCUCCCUGCAGGACCCCAGCAUCAUCCUGCAGGGGAUCACCAUGGGAGACGAGGGCAACUACAUCUGCGAGUACGCCACCUACCCCAGCGGCAACGAGGAGGGCAUGACCAAGCUGUUUGUGCUGGCCAAGCCCACCAACAACGCCACAGUGAUCCCGGUCCGAGCGGGGCCGGCCCCCGUCGCCGUGGCGCGCUGCGUGUCGGCCAAUGGCAAGCCUCCGUCCGAGAUCACGUGGGUGUCGGCCCUGCCGGGGAACGGUACGAACUCCGCGGUGACGAACAGCGACGGCACGGUCACGGUGACCAGCGAGUACAGAGUGACCCCGUCCGCAGCGCUCAACGGCAAAGACCUCAGCUGUGUGAUCCAGCACAAGACCCUGAGCAAGCCAGCAAGCUUCCAGCUCAAAGUGUCCGUCGAGUACCUCCCCCAGGUGACGAUCUCGGGCUACGAUGGGAACUGGUUCCUGGGCCGGGAGGGGGUGGAGUUACACUGCGCAGCCAAGGCCAACCCCCCCGCCACCAACGUGGUCUGGAGAGCUCUGAGUGGAGUGCUGCCCCGCUCCGUGGAAGUGAGUGGGCCAGUGCUGAAGGUGACGAAGGUGGACAGCGAACUGAACACCACCUUCAUCUGCGAGGCCCAGAACAGUGUUGGAACGGGCAAGCAGGAGUACAACAUCCUGGUCAGAGAUACUCGUCUCCCGAUGAAGGGGCCAGCCACUGGCAGUAUCGUUGGAGGGAUCAUUGCUGCCAUCAUCAUCCUUGCCGUCAUAAGCACCAUCGUCAUGAUAAUCAAGAAACAGCGCAAGAACCGCUCCAGCGGAGAUGAUAUGGAGGGACCUCCUUCCUACAGGCCCCCCCCUCCCAAGAAGACCGGGGGCUCCACAGAAGCACUUGAUAAACUCCAUGUGGACGAUCCCUCCAGAAUCAAUUACUUUGAAAGCAACGCCCAGCCAGACACGGACGUAGACCCUUACUACGAUGACCCUGUGGAGGCACACUUCAGAGACAACAGCAGCUCGGGGCCCCCGGGCUACAGCUCCCCUAGUGGCCAGGAGGAGAACUACCCUCACAUUGCCCCUGUGCUGGACGACUAUCUGGAGCAGACGAACCCCAUCUACAAUGAGUUGAGCUACCCAGAGCCAGGGUCCUCCCACGACAGGCAGAGCUAUGUGAUGUCACCGGCUGUGUACGUCUAGACCACACCCACCCUGGCUCCUCCCCACUAGGGGCGGGGGCUUUGGGAUGUCACUGGCCACACCUCUCCUUGCCACAGAUAUACAGAAUAGACUCUUUUUUUUCCCCCCAGCAGUUGUCAAUAACGCGGUGGGCUUGAGUAGCGAUGUAGGUUAAUACAGAAUUCAUCAGAGGUCGAAAAUUCAAGUUAAGUGGAGAUUAUUGUCCUAUUUUAUUUUUAACCAGCCCUCAAUGAUAUCCACUGAAGCAGAAAUGUUUUUCUGGGUGGCAGUUGGACUGGUUUUAACCCUUACCCUGCCAGCUAAAAGUGUGCAGUGCGCCAAGGGCUGAGAUGUGAAUUUAAUGCCAGGUUUAUAGAUGCGUAGCUAUAUUGUCAGCCCUCCCCAGGGCUUUCAGCGUGAUAACACACAGAUUGGCUUUAGCUGGGCUGUGCGCCAGGUAUUAGACCAACUGCAGAAGAGGGGGCAUGAGAAGGAUUUAAACCACUUUCCUACCUAGAAAACCAUAAGAGCUUUCUCCUCAUCGUGCACAAUUCGAGAGUAUGCAAAAUUGUCAAAUCCAAAUCACUCCAGAAAUACCUGCCUUGUUUUAAAAUCACAUUUUAAAAGGAUUGCCUUCCAUUUGCAAUUAUAAGCUGUAUAAAGUCUAGGCUCUCUCUCUCUCUCUCUCUCUCUCACAGCUCAGUUUGCCCCCUGCUGGCUGUACAUUGAAAUGAUUCUGUAACAAAUUGAAUGCAAACUGACAAUUUAAUGCAAAAUAACGUGUGAAAGAAGACACUAAAGCAAAAACACACGCCACUAAUUUUAUUUAUUUUUUCCUACUGAAUUUCUGAAUGUCAAUAUAUAUAUUUUUUUUUGGUAUAUAUAUUUUGAAUAUUUCUAUAUUUCGGUAAUGCAUGUUAAUUUUCACUGCAGCUGGAACCCGGGUGGGGGCAGGUUUAACGGUUACACCCUGGUGUUCCAGCUGUGCUUGGAGAGAAGACGUGUUUGGGAGCUCUAGCAAGGCUGCUUUUUAAUAUUAUAAAUAAAUUAAACAAACAAAAAAAAAAGAUCUAAAAAUAAAUGUGAAAAUUCAGACCUCGAUGCAAGUUUGCAGAGACGGCAGCCUGCCUGUGAUGUGCUGAGCUGUCAAUGUCUCUACAGUAUAAUGGGCGAUUCGACCAGGCUGAGUCGAAAUUGUAACAGUAAGGGAAAUCAGACGCUCAUCUAUUAGGAAGGUUUUAUUUUCCCGACGUUAUAAAGGUUUUUUUUUUUUUUAAAGCCCUUUAUCAAGCUACGCUUACACGUUUAUUUUGUAGCUGGCUGCCCAACGCGUGCUGCUGGAAAGGGGCUGAAAACCCCGGGGCUCUGCCCGGCACACAGCCUGCAUCGCCACUAGAUUGCAUGAUCCCAUCUGUUUGCAUCGUUCUCGCCGGUCUGUUGUGCUCUGCACCGCUGAGGGGGACUCUGCCCGGGGCACAGCUCUGUACGACGGGACAGCAUCGUGGGGUGGGGUGGGGUGGGCGCUUCUUAGCAAAAACUCGAUGCUGUGUAAGCUUUUUUUUUUUUUUUUUUUAUAAUUUGGUGUCUUCACGUAGCGAUUACUGCUUUUAUAAGAUGUUUCUGUAUAGUUUGUGUUUUUUUUGUUUUUUUUUUUUUUUU